Messenger RNA from Colletotrichum truncatum, 1563 nucleotides. RefSeq lists its product as uncharacterized. Gene Ontology annotation, molecular function: zinc ion binding; nucleic acid binding. The record is from RefSeq and is a predicted model, not a curated record. Lineage: Eukaryota; Fungi; Ascomycota; Sordariomycetes; Glomerellales; Glomerellaceae.
AUGCAGGAAGCGCAAGAGCUGCCCAUGCCAGCCUCUGGCGACAUAUUCACGGUUCGCGGCAAAUUGACAGUGACGAACGCAGCCGCCAACAUAUUCAUCAUUCAUGACCGAAGCUUUGUUGAAGAUUCAUCUUCGCCUUCAAGUUUCUCUGUCGAGUUUGUGAUGGGCAACGUUUACCACAUAGACUCUUCCCUUCUUUCUCCCUCGCGAUGGGGCAACACUAAGGUGCAUGGCAACCUCGUCAAGGGCCUAGGGCUUCAAACGGACGGAUUAAAAAUGGGCGACGUCUGUAUUCAUACAGUCUACGAUGAUAUUGUUUGCCUUAUUGCGAACCAGCUCGGUGCCGGCUGCACGAUUGGUUCUGUCGCUGGCAACCUUGUGACAGUGUCCGAUUUGGCCCUGGACGAUGAACUCACACUACCCGAAAACAUCACUGUCGCCUAUUUUGCCGGACUCCGUUUAAGGGAGACACAUUUGGCACAUGGUGGAGGUCUUCAAAGGGCCUAUUCAGCCUGGACUUCCAUGAAGUUCCUUCCGUUCCGACAGCAACACACUUCCGGCAACAGCGAGACACUGCCCCAUGGUUACAUUCAUCACCUGACUGAAAACGAGGAUCUACCUGCUAUGCUGUCACAUCCCAAAACAAGCCAACCGAUAUCCUCGCAGAUGGGAGCUACGAGGCAACUGCAGCAAGCAAUCUCCGAGCGUGACCAUGCUUUGAAGGAGCUCUCCAUUUUAAGACAGCAAACUUUGACAAGGGUAGAGGGGCCACAGACUUGUGCUACGCAUGAUUCUGACAGUCACGAUAUUGUCUGCGGUAAUUGUGCGAGAUUUGGCCAUCAAGUAAAAGACUGCAUCGGCCCCAUAGACGACAACGGCUUCAUCGCGGCAUGCCCGGUUUGCAACACAAAAGCCCAUGAGUUUGAUCAAUGCCUCCAACUGAAAGCAAACAGUACGAGUAAACGAAAGAGGCUGGAUAUGCGUUAUCACUAUUUGGUUACCCAACGAGCCAAAAAAGCGCCCAUCAAGACCAGUAUUUGCUGGAUUUCCGUUUGGGUCACAAAGGGCAUGCCGAUGAGGUUGCUCCCUAUCACGAGACAAUUCGCUCUUAAACUGGCGCGAGAAGAUGUAUCAGUACCUUAUCCAGCCUGGCAAACCUACAAUUACGAUGGGGCAAUCAAUGAUUACCAAAACGAUUUACCCCAAGAUCCGGAGACGGUUCUGGAGCCAGGCAAAGUAUGCCAGUUGGUGCCUGGGUCUCAAUGUACCAACACGGGUGCGACAUAUUCCAAAAUAAAGAGAAAGCUGCAAAAAGCCACUGUUGGUAAAGGGUCUACAAAGUCAAGAAGCUCAACUAAGUCUAAGAAGAAACUGAAACGGAUGAGGCAUCAUGCGUUACACUUACUGGCGGACGAGCCCAAGGGUAUGGCUCAAGAAGAAGUUGCAGCUAUAAGGGGACAAGUCACUGGUGCCAACUCGAUUAUUAUCCAACACCCAUUACCGUCUUUAAUAUCUUCGGGUAGGACUGAGACUGUGGAGGUCAAGAAGGAACCUUCAAAUUAA